Prunus armeniaca (apricot) is the source of this 2130-nucleotide messenger RNA. Lineage: Eukaryota; Viridiplantae; Streptophyta; Magnoliopsida; Rosales; Rosaceae. The record is from the annotation of a GenBank genome assembly.
AUGGAUUCUUCCACCAAAGGAAUGGAAAACAAUGCUGUUGAGGUUAGAAUUUGUAAACCUGCCGGAAACUUAAAUGAGGCACCGGCGUAUGGGCUUUUCCCGGAAAGUCCCAGAAAGUGCGAGAAAAUGAAUCAUUCAAAUUCAAUCCCCAACGGUAUUUGUGGAAAACCGGAACAGAAAGAUUAUGAUGAUCAGGAAGAAGAGGGAGAUCACUUUUCGGAAAUUAAGAUUGCGAAUGGAAGAAAUGGUUACCUCGAAGACCACGACGACGCCGGUUCCUCCUCCUCGAUGACCGAAAACUCGGACGACUUUCAAACGGUUUCGCCCGAAAAGUCCGAGCACGUGAAAUUAGCCGUUGAUACGCCCAAUACAGAAAACAACGCAGGCGCAGGGAUCCUCCGACCUCAUGCGCACCUUCCGAAGCCAGAGGCACCGCCUGGCCUUAACAGCUCACCCCCAGCUUCUCCAAACGGCGACGCUUCAGCUAACCAGAAGUUCGGCGUCGCCAUGCCGGCGAUCGGGAAGCUCAUCCGAGAGAGAAGCAGCAAUUUCUCGGCGGCGUUCGUGAGGAGAUUGUCGUCGCUAAAGGAUAACAACAAUGACACCGAAGAAGAUCCAAAAUCGAAUAAGCGGGACGUGACCGAGUUCAAUCUCUCCGGCCUCAAAGUGACGGUCAAGCUCAAGACCGAGUCUGAUGUUCAUCAGCAACAAGGACAAACACUCAAAGGUCGAAUCAGCUUCUUCUCUCGAUCGAAUUGCAGGGACUGCACAGCGGUGCGAAGUUUUCUGAGAGAGAAGGGACUGAAAUUCGUGGAGAUCAACAUCGACGUGUAUCCAAAUCGCGAAAAAGAGCUUGUAGAGAGGACAGGGACGUCGUCCGUACCUCAGAUAUUCUUCAACGAGAAGUUGUUUGGGGGUCUUGUGGCGCUCAACUCGUUGAGGAACAGUGGAGGAUUUGACCAGAGGUUGAAGGAGAUGCUUAGCUCGAAAUGUCCCGAUGACGCACCUGCAACCCCCGUGUACGGCUUCGAUGAUCCCGAGGAGGAAUGGACGGACCAGAUGAUCGGGAUUGUUAAGGUGUUGAGACUGAGGUUGCCUAUUCAGGACCGUCUGAUGAAAAUGAAGAUCGUCAAAAACUGCUUCGCUGGGAGCGAGAUGGUGGAGGUCCUCAUUCAGCACUUGGACUGUGGGCGUAGAAAGGCAGUUGAGAUUGGGAGGCAGCUAGCCAGGAAGCACUUCAUUCAUCACGUCUUUGGGGAAAAUGAUUUUGAAGAUGGAAACCACUUUUAUCGCUUCCUCGAGCAUGAACCAUUUAUUCCCAAAUGCUUUAAUUUCCGAGGAUCCAUAAGUGAUACUGAGCCCAAGUCUGCGGCUAAAGUUGGCCAAAGGCUCACCAAGAUCAUGUCUGCCAUACUCGAGUCCUAUGCCUCAGACGACAGGCGCCAUCUUGAUUACAUUGGCAUAAGCAACAGUGAGGAGUUCCGAAGGUACAUAAAUUUGGUUCAAGAACUUCACCGAGUGAACCUUUUUGAACUCUCUCCAGAUGCGAGGGUAUCCUUCUUCUUGAACCUCUACAAUGCCAUGGUCAUCCAUGCAGUUAUCAGGGUAGGGCGUCCACAAGGUGUAAUUGAAAGGAGAUCCUUCUUUUCUGAAUUCCAAUAUUUAGUUGGAGGACAUCCUUACUCCCUCAGUACCAUCGAAAAUGGGAUCCUUAGAAACAACCGUAGACCUCCUUAUUCCUUGGUCAAGCCUUUUGGAGCUGGUGACAACCGUACAGAGCUUGCUUGUGCUAAAGUGAAUCCAUUAAUUCACUUUGGACUCUGUAACGGGACAAGGUCAAGCCCAACUGUAAGGUUCUUCUCGCCACAAGGAGUUGAAGCUGAAUUAAGAUUUGCAGCAAGAGAGUUCUUUAAGAAUGGUGGAAUGGAAGUGAACUUGGAGAAGAGGACUGUGUAUCUCACCCAAAUUAUCAAAUGGUUCAAUGGUGAUUUUGGACAAGAAAAAGAAAUUCUAAAGUGGAUCCUCAAUUACUUGGAUGCAACCAGAGCCGGUCUUUUGACACAUCUUUUGGGCGAUGGAGGUCCUAUAAAUAUCGUGUACCAGAACUACGAUUGGUCCAUGAGUUCAUGA